AUGUACAGAAGCAACCAGACCAGCAUCUUUGAAUUUCUUCUCAUGGGCUUCUCUGAGCACCUGGAGCAGCAGCCUCUCCUGUUUGGGCUCUUCCUGGCCAUGUACCUGGUCACCGUGGUGGGGAACCUGCUUAUCAUACUGGCCAUUGGCUCUGACCUACACCUCCACACCCCCAUGUACCUCUUCCUGGCCAACUUGUCCUUUUCUGAUAUUGCUUUUAUCUCUACAAUAAUUCCCAAGAUGCUAGAUAAUAUUAGCUCAGGAACUAAACUGAUUUCUUAUGGCGGGUGUCUGACACAACUCUACUUCUUUGGCCUAUUUGCAGAUCUGGACAACUUUCUCCUGGCUGUGAUGGCACUUGACCGCUACGUGGCCAUCAGCCAACCCCUCCAUUACACUGUUACCAUGAACUCCCAACGCUGUGUCCUGCUGGUGGCUGGGUCAUGGGUGAUCACUAUCUUCCAUGCCCUAGUACAUACCCUCCUCGUGACCAGGCUUUCCUUCUGUGGUCCCAAUAUCAUCCCCCACUUCUUCUGUGAUCUGGUCCCACUCCUGAAGCUGGCCUGCUCCAGUACUUAUGCCAAUGACCUGGUGCUCACCCUUGUGGCAGGAACACUGCUGAUUGUGCCCUUUGUCUGCAUCCUUACUUCUUACUUUUACAUUGCAUUGGCCAUCCUGAGAAUCGAUUCCCCACAAGGUAAGCAAAGGGCCUUCUCCAGCUGCACCUCCCACCUCUCUGUGGUCUCUCUGUUCUACAGCACAGCUAUUGGUGUCUAUUUAUGUCCUCCAGCAUCCCACUCAGAUGGGAAGGACAGAGUCUUCUCAGUAAUGUACACGGUGGUGACCCCCAUGUUGAACCCCUUCAUCUAUAGCCUGAGAAACAGGGAUAUGAAGGGGGCGCUGGAAAAGCUACUCAGAAAAAAACACCCUAACACUCUUUUAGGAACUUAG
Messenger RNA from Lemur catta (Ring-tailed lemur), 951 nucleotides. Its product is annotated as olfactory receptor 1361-like. Gene Ontology annotation, cellular component: membrane. Gene Ontology annotation, biological process: G protein-coupled receptor signaling pathway. The record is from RefSeq and is a predicted model, not a curated record. The transcript has a single exon. Bases 1 to 951 code for a protein of 316 amino acids. Gene Ontology annotation, molecular function: olfactory receptor activity; G protein-coupled receptor activity. NCBI's taxonomy places the organism in Eukaryota, Metazoa, Chordata, Mammalia, Primates, Lemuridae.